AUGACAACAGCAUUACAUUCGAAAAAGCAUCGGAAACGACAUGAAAAAGAAAAGCAAUUGACUGUGAUGUUACUCGGCAGUGCUGCUGCUUUUUUAGUCUUUACAUUACCAACUGAAAUCAAUGAUACCAUUCGUGUUUUUACUCCUUCAAAUACAUCACAUAAUAAAGGUGUUAUAGCUUUGAUUACAGCAAUCUUUAUUGCUAUGGGCCAAUUAAACCACGCCAUUCAUUUUUAUAUUUAUACAUUGACGGGUGGCGUUUUUCGCAAUGAAUUAAUCCAGUUAUUUUCUCUAUCAAAACCGAAAAGAUUUGUCAAUCGCCGAAGUAAUACCGAACAAACUCUUCUCCAGUCGAAACAUGUUAUUCAUAAAAAUACAAUUCCUCAACUGGAGGUUCAUGCUUUUUGA
This is a messenger RNA of Adineta ricciae, 408 nucleotides long. The record is from the annotation of a GenBank genome assembly. NCBI's taxonomy places the organism in Eukaryota, Metazoa, Rotifera, Eurotatoria, Adinetida, Adinetidae.